AUGAGUGAAGAGACCGUCCCCGAGGCCGCCUCCCCGCCGCCCGCGCAGGGGCAGCAGUACUUCGACCGCUUCUCUGAGGACGACCCCGAGUACCUGCGCCUUCGCAGCCGCGCGGCCGACCUGAGGCAGGACUUCAACCUGAUGGAGCAGAAGAAGCGCGUCACCAUGAUCCUGCAGAGCCCGUCUUUCAGGGAGGAGCUGGAAGGCCUUAUCCAGGAGCAGAUGAAGAAGGGAAACAACUCCUCCAACAUCUGGGCCCUGCGGCAGAUCGCGGACUUCAUGGCCAGCACUUCCCACGCAGUCUUCCCAACAUCUUCCAUGAGCUUCUCCAUGAUGACGCCCAUCAAUGACCUCCACACAGCCGACUCCUUGAACCUGGCCAAGGGGGAGCGGCUCAUGCGGUGCAAGAUCAGCAGUGUCUACCGCCUCCUGGACCUGUAUGGCUGGGCCCAGCUGAGCGACACCUACGUGACGCUGAGAGUCAGCAAGGAGCAGGACCACUUCCUGAUCAGCCCUAAGGGAGUCUCUUGCAGUGAAGUCACAGCAUCCAGCCUGAUCAAGGUGAACAUCCUGGGAGAGGUGGUGGAGAAGGGCAGUAGCUGCUUCCCCGUGGACACCUCGGGCUUCUGCCUGCACUCGGCCAUCUACGCUGCCAGACCCGACGUGCGUUGCAUCAUCCACCUGCACACUCCGGCCACGGCGGCGGUGUCAGCCAUGAAGUGGGGCCUCCUGCCUGUGUCCCACAAUGCCCUGCUGGUGGGGGACAUGGCAUAUUAUGACUUUAAUGGCGAGAUGGAGCAGGAAGCUGAUCGGAUCAACCUGCAGAAGUGCCUUGGACCCACCUGCAAGAUCCUGGUGCUAAGAAACCAUGGAGUGGUUGCUCUGGGUGAUACUGUGGAGGAAGCAUUUUAUAAGAUCUUCCACCUACAGGCUGCGUGUGAGAUACAGGUGUCUGCUCUGUCCAGCGCGGGGGGCGUGGAGAACCUCAUCCUGCUGGAACAGGAGAAGCAGCGACCUCAUGAGGUGGGCUCUGUGCAGUGGGCAGGGGGCACCUUCGGGCCCAUGAGGAAGAGCCGGCUGGGGGAGCACGAGUUCGAGGCCCUCAUGAGGAUGCUGGACAAUCUGGGUUACAGAACAGGCUACACCUACCGCUAUCCCUUCGUUCAAGAGAAAACCAAACACAAAAGUGAGGUGGAGAUUCCAGCCACGGUCACUGCCUUCGUGUUUGAGGAGGACGGCACCCCAGUGCCUGCCCUGCGGCAGCAUGCCCAGAAGCAGCAGAAGGAGAAGACCCGCUGGCUCAACACGCCCAACACCUACCUGCGGGUCAACGUGGCCGACGAGGUCCAGAGGAGCAUGGGCAGCCCUCGGCCCAAGACCACAUGGAUGAAGGCUGACGAGGUGGAGAAAUCCAGCAGUGGCAUGCCCAUACGGAUCGAAAACCCAAACCAAUUUGUGCCUCUCUAUACUGACCCCCAAGAAGUGCUGGACAUGCGCAACAAGAUUCGAGAACAAAACAGACAGGAUGUGAAGUCGGCAGGGCCCCAGUCCCAGCUGCUGGCGAGCGUCAUCGCAGAGAAGAGCCGAAGCCCGUCCACAGACAGCCAGCUGAUGUCCCAGGGCCAGGCGGAUGCCAAAGACGAAUCCGAGGAGACGGCACCCAACCCCUUCAGCCAACUCACGGACCAGGAGCUGGAGGAGUACAAGAAGGAGGUGGAGAGGAAGAAGCUAGAACUGGAGGGAGAGAAGGAGCCUGCCCCAGAGGAACCUGGCUCCCCUGUGAAGUCUGCACCUGCUUCUCCAGCUCAGAGCCCAGCCAAGUCCGAGCCGAAGAGCCCCGUGGGCUCUCCCUCCAAAUCUGUGGAUGAAGAGGCUAAGCUGACGGAAACAAGCAAAGACACCACAGAGCCGGACGUGACGCAGCAGGAAGGAGUGGUGGUCAAUGGGAGAGAGGACGGGCAGACGGUGGAGGACACCCUCAGCAAAGGCCUCAGCCAGAUGACCACCAGUGCUGACACGGAUGUCGACACCUCCAAGGACAAAACCGAGUCUGUCACCAGUGGCCCCAUGUCCCCAGAGGGCUCACCUUCCAAGUCUCCCUCAAAGAAGAAGAAGAAAUUCCGCACCCCAUCCUUCCUGAAGAAGAGCAAAAAGAAGGAGAAAGUGGAGUCCUGA
This is a messenger RNA of Budorcas taxicolor (takin), 2175 nucleotides long. RefSeq names its product adducin 2 (gene ADD2). Gene Ontology annotation, biological process: barbed-end actin filament capping. NCBI's taxonomy places the organism in Eukaryota, Metazoa, Chordata, Mammalia, Artiodactyla, Bovidae. Gene Ontology annotation, molecular function: actin filament binding. The transcript has 14 exons. Bases 1 to 2175 code for a protein of 724 amino acids. Gene Ontology annotation, cellular component: plasma membrane; postsynaptic density; cytoskeleton. The record is from RefSeq and is a predicted model, not a curated record.